Orbicella faveolata is the source of this 978-nucleotide messenger RNA. Its product is annotated as vacuolar ATPase assembly protein VMA12-like. Gene Ontology annotation, biological process: vacuolar proton-transporting V-type ATPase complex assembly. Lineage: Eukaryota; Metazoa; Cnidaria; Anthozoa; Scleractinia; Merulinidae. The record is from RefSeq and is a predicted model, not a curated record. Gene Ontology annotation, cellular component: endomembrane system.
GAGCCGACUGUCUAACAAGAAAGCGGUCAAACAAAAUGGCGGUCGAUGUUGUCCUUACAAGUGGCAUGCAACACACCAUUACAGAAGCUAUAAAAUGCCACCAUAUUCCACAUGAUCUGGCAGAAACGUUAUCAAGGUAUACGUCAAUGUCUUUAGUAAAUCAAGAAUCGGCGAAAGCCGAGAAAAUAGUGCCGAUUCCGUUCAAGUUAGUAAAGCAACUUUGGGAAUGUCUUCGAGAGAAACAGACUACAGAUUCUGGCUCUAAGAUGUAUUUACACGAACUUCUAGCAGGGAGUGAAGUUUAUGUUGAACCUUUAAAAUUACCAGAAAAGAGUCCAGAACUUGUAGCUCGUCUGAAAAAGCUAAAAGCAGAGCAAGAAAAAGCAGAAUAUGACAGAAUGGUUUCAAAUGUCAAUAAAAAGUGGGACCAAAGUGAUGGAAUGCAAUUUGGACAGGAAGUUCGUUCUGGUAGCAAGCAGUUGGCCUCCAUCAUUAACUUCUUGUUGUCAGUAGUUGGAACAUUUGUAUUUGGUUAUAUUGCGUCGCAGUAUGCUUUUCCUUCAGUUGCUGUGCGUGUGAUUAUUGGAAUUGUGCUGGCCGUUGUUGUGGCAAUAGCAGAAUUGUAUUUCAUGGCAAGAGUGGAAAUUUGAUUACUAGACGAACUCAAUUAAAUCUGAAUUUUAUUAAUAAGUGAUGUACAUAAAAAUAAGUGAUGUAUUGAAAAUCUUGUUAAUAACCUGUCAGAACCCCUCUUGGUCCGCUCAUAUUUGUACAUGGUUUUGUAAAUAUUACAUUUUCUUCCUCCAAACUUACGUAUGGAAAAUCGUCUAGUUUUUAAUGGUUGAAUUCUCUUGCCCGUGGAAAUGUGAUUUACUCAGGUCAAGCAACAAAAAAUGUCCCAACAAAAAAUGAAUUUUUACGCAGUUGGUGAGCACUUAAUCGUGUGAAUUUCCAUUAAAAUAAUGCAGAAAACUCCGA